Molecule: messenger RNA, 1901 nt
Organism: Symsagittifera roscoffensis
Lineage: Eukaryota; Metazoa; Xenacoelomorpha; Acoela; Convolutidae
Product: probable splicing factor, arginine/serine-rich 7
Exons: 13
Coding region: 67-1644 (525 amino acids)
Cellular component (GO): nucleoplasm
Molecular function (GO): RNA binding
Source: RefSeq, a predicted model, not a curated record
AACUUAUUAAAUAGAUUAAUAUUUGCGAAAACACAGUCAGACAGUCUGUGAGACUGAGUAAUCAAGAUGGGGAAGAUAGUUAGAGUGAGUAAUGUCUCCCACUCAACCAGUCUCUACCAGCUGGAGAAGUUUUUCAACUACAUCGGACAGAUUGAAGACAUCAAAAUAUACCCGUCAGAGAAAUCCCCAAUUCCGGUUGAUGCGAAAAUCUGUUUUGUGAAGUACAAAAACAGUGAUGAGGCGUAUGUGGCAUCUCUGCUGAAUGGAUCUACACUGAUAGACAAGAUGCUGGUGGUUUCUCUUUUCCCUGAAGAUCGUAUCCCUUCAGAAGAGCGGGGCUUAGAGAUGGCAGGAGCACAUACCAUACAACCAAUCCCAGUUCCAGGCACCGUGCAGAUGGUGAACCCUCCUUUCGACCCAGACCUGGCCCAACUGGGUCUAUCACAGCCUCCGCCCCUACCCGCCAGUCUAGACCCAGUCACCGUGGAGAAGAUCCGCAGAACAGUCUAUGUCAGAAACCUAAACCCAGCGACGAGCGGUGAGGUGCUUGUGGAAUAUUUUAGUCAAGUCGGCUCUGUCAACUACGUGGCCAUAGCAAUGGCCGACUCACAGGACAGCUUCGACGAGCAGUGUGCUGCCUAUAUUGAGUUCUCAGAUAAAGCCAGCGUUAUUCCCGCUCUGAAGAUGAGCGGAACCGAAUACAACUCCCGCAAAAUCACUGUGAACCACUCGGGCACCCAGGUAGACGCACCUCUGUUCCCCACCAAUGAGGUUGCCAGGUCAGAGCUGAAGCUAGCUGCUAAACAGUACAAGGACGCAGAAUUCAUAAUACGUGUUUUCAUCGAACCAGACAAGGCAUCAGUUCCACGCAGUAGGAGUCCAUCGCCCCUCAUGAGGAACAAGUCGCUGUCCUUGAAGAAAGAACGAGCGGACAGUCGGGGCAGGUCCAGCAAGUCCAGAUUGCGAUCAAAAUCACCUGGUAGGUCAAGCAAGAAGAGAUCCAGCUCCAGGAAGAAAUCCUCUCGACAUUCAUCUAGAUAUCGCUCCAGAUCUAAGAAAAGGAGGUCCAGAUCGCGUGACAGGGAGAAGUCGUCCAAAAGAUCGUCCAAGGACGACAAACGGUCGAAAAGGUCAAGGUCGAGAAAAGCAAGUUCGAAGCGGGAAAGAAAGAAAUCAACUUCAAAAACGAAUCGCAAGAAGGAAGAAGACAGAGUUGGAAGUAAAAGUGAGCGAAAGGAAAAGGAACGAAGAGAAAAGGAGGAGAGUAGCAGACAUGGACAUGGGAAGAGUAGUAAAGAGGAGAAGUCGGAGAAGAAACGGAAGCGAUCUGGAUCCAGGAAGAGAUCGUCUUCUCGAUCAAAGAAGAGCAAGCGGUCAAGAAGCAGAGAACGGAAAGAAAAGGACAAGGGAAAAGACUCAGCGAAUGGCCAUAUAAAAGAAGAAUUAAAUAAAGCAGAGCAAGACAGCCAGCAAAAACUCAACGAGUCUAACAUCGACGAAAAUUCUAAAACUGACACACGCAGUCAUGAUUCAAAGCAUGAAAGCAAGCAAAAUGAUGGCCACAAUCAUGUUAACGGCAAUGGAAUCCAAGAGGAUACUUCAUCAGAGAAAGCCCAAAUUAAAGUUGAAGAAGUAGCUAAUUGAUUUUUAACUUGCGACACAGAAUUUCUCAUUUUCGUUUUCGAUACUUCCGUUUUUUUGAAAGUAUAUUUUCAAUUUGAAAGAGGUGAUCUGCACUAAAUAGCGCAAUGCAUUGCAUGAAAUUAUUAUGACGUGUUUUUCGUAAGUUCCGGAAGAAUAUACAGAAUAAACUUUUGUGAUCAUUAUGUUGCCAAUGGUGUACGAUCCUGUGUUUUAAAACUCAAAAGUCUGUUUCUGUUAAAUUUAAUGUUUUAUUGCUA